Messenger RNA from Euleptes europaea (tarantolino), 1760 nucleotides. RefSeq lists its product as uncharacterized. NCBI's taxonomy places the organism in Eukaryota, Metazoa, Chordata, Lepidosauria, Squamata, Sphaerodactylidae. The transcript is spliced from 19 exons. Gene Ontology annotation, molecular function: protein binding. Bases 19 to 1578 code for a protein of 519 amino acids. The record is from RefSeq and is a predicted model, not a curated record.
AAAGACUCUGUUUCCUGUAUGCCGAAUGAAAGAUCCAGGCACAACAGAUCUAAGAUGGCAUUAGCAAGUGGACAUUGGAUUAGAAAAGAGGUGGCCGGAGACCUCCCAAAUCCUCGACAUGGACACGCACUGACAGUUGCAGGAAAUAUAGCUAUUAUGUUUGGAGGCUGCUCCUUUUAUAAUACUUUCGAUGAUCAACCAACAUAUUUCAAUGACUUCUACAUGCUGACAAUUACUUCCACAGAUUUGACUUGGGAAAAGAUACCACAGGAUGGACACAUCCCUUGCCCAAGACAAGGGCACACACUUUGUGUAGUAAAAGGCAAGAUAUAUUUAUUUGGAGGUUGUACAAGUAAGAAUGCUGAGCUGUGCCUUCCAGAAGUCUACACCUUUGAUCUUGGUUCUUUAACAUGGCAGAAGAUAACAACCACAGGUAUUGCACCCCAGACUCUCAAGCAUAGUUCAGCUGUAGUAGGGGAAAACAUCUAUGUCUAUGGUGGUAUACUGUAUGGAAAAGCUGUUGAUGACCUGUACAUGCUCAAUACAGUAUCCUUAAGCUGGACCCCUGUCAAAACCUCUGGUUCAUCCCCUGGUGCCAGGUCAGGCCAUGCAUUUUUUCCAGUUGGAGAAAUAAUCUAUAUGUUUGGAGGUUGUUCUGAUGAAGGGGAAUAUUGUACGGAUGUAUUUACACUGGACACAGUAACAUUAGCAUGGAAAAAAUGUGAUGUCAAGGGUGAAAAGCCUGUUGGAAGGUCGCAUCAUACAUUCACAGCCCACCAUGAUAAGGACAUUUAUUUGUUUGGAGGAAUUUCUGAGUCCAAAGAAGGCAAUAAAAUACCAAACAAUGAUAUUAUGAAGUUAAGUUUAGCACGGAUGAAAUGGAAAACGCCACUUUAUGUAGGGAUCCCUCCUGCUUGCAGACAUAACCAUGUAGCGUUUAUUCUGCAUAGUCAUCUCUAUAUCUUUGGGGGAAUAAAUGAAGAAGAAGAAUUCAAUGAUUUAAUGGGAAUGAAACUGAUAAAUCCUUCAGACAGACAGCCUAUUAUGAAGGAGUUUUUUUCAGAAUUGGGAAUCCAUGGAAUAAGCAGCAGGUUUACUCCCACCAAAAUCCCCAAGGUGAAAUAUGAGUUAACGGAACCUCCUUUCCUGGCUGGAAUUGAAUCCCUCCUGCCGUCUGCGCCAGCAGCCCAGCUCCAAGAUUUCCAUUCAGUGCGUAACCAAGCGAUGGACAUGAUCAUAACGGCCUUUGCUUUGCUGGACUCUGAGUUUCAAAAACUUGGCAUUGCAAAAGCAGAACUGGUCCAGGCCACAACGGUUUUCCAACGUGAAAAGGAGCAGUACAACAAACAGCUCAAAAAUCAACAGAAGGAGCUGGAAGAGAUGCUAGAAAAACACAAAGCCCAAAAUGAAGCAUGGCUUAAAGCCAGAGCAGAAGAGAAUGACAAGGAAAGGAAAGAAAUCUACAAAAUGAGGGAGGAGAUUCUCCAUGAACAGGACCGGUUGAGAAGAGAGCAGCAAAGCAUUCAGCAGCGCAAUCAGCAACUGCUUUCUCUAAUGCAACAGUUCAAAGGCAUGUGAACUGUGUGCUGAAUAAAACCUGAUCACAUGCUCCAGAUCAUAGCGACUACACAGCACCACUUGAACAACUGAUCUCUUAUAUCUAGCAUAACAAAGAUCCAGUUACUAUACAAACUGAAGUUUUAUCUCACUAAGUUUCCAUUCAGCCAUAGGACAAUUGUUUGAUUAAAUUCCCAUCCACU